AUGAACGACCACAAUAAGGAGUCCAUCAAGCAAGUAGAUGAGAACACAUGGCUUAUUGGUAGCCUGAUUCUUCAUUCUUCGAGUGGUCGUUCCGAUACCUCUUCUUGGUAUGACUCGACCGACAAUAUUUCCUACACCCUCACCAACGCGCCCGCCCCUCCGCCUCCGGCCGUGCCACUGCUUGCAAAUACUCCAAAGAUUUCGCUCGUGUAUCAAGCCGGAAAUAGCUCCGCAGUCUGGUCCAUAGGCACCAGUGCCUUUUGCAAGGUUAAGUUGCGUGUGGAAGGGGCAACAUCUGAGGCUGCUACAUUGGCUUUUGUCCAGGAGCAAAAGCCUUACUUUAAGACCCCUACCAUCCUACACCAGGCUGAGGAUAACAACCGGUCUUACCUCUUCCUCGGCAGAGUGCCUGGACGGACCCUUGCAGAUGCUUGGCCCACUCUAGAUGAAACUUGGAAACAUUACUAUGUGGAAGCAGUGGUGAAAGUCUGCGAAACCCUUGAAGGCUGGAAAGGCGAUAUGCUCGGUGGCGUGGAUGGAAAAGGCAUACCUGAAGAGUAUCUCGUCAAGCUCGGAGCUGUUACGAAAGACUUUCGCCCCGAGAAACUUACGGAAGUUUGUCAACUGAUGGGUAUGGAUUGCUCGAGAUUCGUUUUUUACCAUGCCGAUCUCGGUCCUGGAAAUAUCGUUGUGGAAGAUGUGCCUAGAUCUGGCACUAUUGGCAUCAUUGAUUGGGAGAUUGCUGGGUAUUUCCCAAGGGGAUGGAUACGAACCAAGUUUCGCAUAAGCAGUGGACUGGACCUUCCCAAUCCGGGUGUCAAUGAGUCGUAUUGGUGGAGGUCGGAGGUUCAAAAGUUACUGGAGAAGCAUGGAUUUGAGGACCAUGUGGCAGACUGGCAGUCCUGGUGGUAUUGA
This is a messenger RNA of Penicillium verrucosum, 915 nucleotides long. RefSeq lists its product as uncharacterized. NCBI's taxonomy places the organism in Eukaryota, Fungi, Ascomycota, Eurotiomycetes, Eurotiales, Aspergillaceae. The record is from RefSeq and is a predicted model, not a curated record. The transcript has a single exon. Bases 1 to 915 code for a protein of 304 amino acids.